AUGGCCAGUUCUCUAACCACAUGGGUUUUGGACCAGUCAAUAGCGCAGACCUUCCUCAUAGCUCAGAUAGAUUUUCAGAAUAACAUGGACGAGCCUAUUGAUUGGAGAGCGCCAAUGAUCAAUUAUCUUCAACGAGGUAUCCUGCCAACCGACCUUGAGGAAGCACGGCUGGUCAGGAAAAAGGCUCAUGCUUACACCAUGAUAGAAGAUCAGUUAUAUAAGCGAGCGUUUUCCAGGCCUUUACUCAAGUGUUUAAACAUAGAAGAGGCGAGACAUGCCUUACAAGAAAUAUAUCAAGGGUGUUGUGGCAGUCAAGCUAGAGGCAGAACAUUAGCUCGUCGGGUGUUGCUAGCUGGCUAUUUCUGGCCUACCUUACAGAAGGAUGCUCUGCAGCUGGUGAACACUUGCUUAUCUUGCCAGAAACAUCAGAAUCUGACACAUAUGCCCACCUCAAUGCUAAAGACGUCCAUAGUUUCUUGUCCAUUUGAUCAGUGGGGUAUGGAUAUUGUGGGACCAUUCCCUAUGGCACUCGGUCAGAAAUGA
Zingiber officinale is the source of this 543-nucleotide messenger RNA. RefSeq lists its product as uncharacterized. The coding region runs from base 1 to 543 and encodes 180 amino acids. NCBI's taxonomy places the organism in Eukaryota, Viridiplantae, Streptophyta, Magnoliopsida, Zingiberales, Zingiberaceae. The transcript has a single exon. The record is from RefSeq and is a predicted model, not a curated record.